Messenger RNA from Pungitius pungitius (ninespine stickleback), 1920 nucleotides. RefSeq names its product MAGUK p55 subfamily member 3-like. The record is from RefSeq and is a predicted model, not a curated record. NCBI's taxonomy places the organism in Eukaryota, Metazoa, Chordata, Actinopteri, Perciformes, Gasterosteidae. The transcript has 18 exons. Gene Ontology annotation, molecular function: protein binding. Gene Ontology annotation, cellular component: plasma membrane; cell-cell junction. Bases 25 to 1773 code for a protein of 582 amino acids.
CCCCCCCCUCUGGCCUCUCUGUGGAUGAUCGGAGCCAUGCCCAUCGUGUCCACGAGCGCAGUAGGGCUCCAUGAGACUCUGGCCCAUCUCACCUCUCAGCUCCACCCGGGGGCCAACCACAAGGAGGAGCUGGCCUUCCUCAGGGAGGUCUUCAGUGAGAAAAGCCUCGGUUACCUCAUGAAGAUUCAUGAGAAACUGAAGCAGUACGAGAAACACAGCCCCACUCCAGUUCUGCACAGCGCCACCUGCCUGGCAGAGGAUCUGGCAGAGGAACUUCAGAACGGGCCCCUGGAGGACGAUGAGCGGGAGCUGCUUCUCCUUCUGAGCACUCCCCACCUCAAGGCGGUGCUGUCGGCGCACGACACGGUUGCCCAAAAGAAAUUUGACCCGGUGCUGCCGCCGCUGCCGGAGGACGUGGACGACGACCUGGAGGAAGAGUCGGUGAAGAUCGUCCGCCUGGUGAAGAACAAAGAGCCGCUGGGAGCGACCAUCCGGAGAGACGAGGUGACCGGAGCCGUCAUCGUGGCCAGAAUCAUGAGGGGGGGGGCGGCCGAUCGCAGUGGUCUGGUCCACGUUGGGGAUGAGCUUCGAGAGGUCAACGGAAAUCUGGUCGCUCACCGAAGGCCAGAAGAAAUUAGUCAGAUUCUGUGCCAGUCACAAGGCUCCAUCACGCUGAAGAUCAUCCCCGCUGUGGUAGAAGAAGACAAACUGAAGGAAAGCAGGGUCUACCUGCGCGCUUUGUUCGACUACACUCCGUACGAGGACAAGGCCACGCCGUGCCAAGAGGCGGGACUGCCUUUCCACCGGGGGGACAUCCUUCAGGUCGUCAGCCAGGAGGACGCCACCUGGUGGCAGGCCAAGAGAAUCGGUGACUGUAACCUGCGGGCCGCCCUCAUCCCCUCCACUCAGUUCCAGGAGAGGCGUCUGCGGUACAGGAUGAAGAUGGGUUCUUCCCCUUCCCCCAUGUGCUCCAAAGCUUCUACAUACGAUCGUGGUGAAAGAGGAGACUGUGACAGCGAGGGGGCUUUGAAUGGAAAGGACACAGCUGGCCUGCGCGGAAGUUCCUGCCUCAGGAACGAUCGCCACAAUUCACCAGGAGAACCUGGAGCUCCAGAGUUUCAGAUUUAUGAGGAAGUGACGCAAUACAUGCCCCGACCUGGCGAUAGGCCUCGGCUCAUCGUGCUGAUCGGUUCUCUGGGAGCUCGGAUCACUGAGCUCAAACAGAAGGUGAUCGCUCAAAACCCUCAACUCUACGGUUUGGCUGUGCCUCAUACUACCCGAGCCAGGAGGUGUUACGAGAGAGAAGGCGUGGAGUACCACUUCAUCAACAAAGCAGCUUUCGACGCCGACAUACAAGGCGGCAAAUUUAUUGAAUUUGGAGAGUACAAAGAUAAUCUGUACGGCACCAGCUUGGACUCCAUCCACAGGACGUUGGAUCAGAACAAGGUCUGUCUCGUGGACGUGCAACCAGAGGCAGUGAGGACUCUCCGAACUGCUGAUUUCAAACCGUACGUGAUCUUUGUGAGACCUCGCAUCUACAACGUUGGAACUAAAUCACUUGGCUCCUCUUCCUCGCUCAGCUCCGUUAUCACGGAGGAUGACCUGCAUGAAAUGAAGCAGUCGGCCGAGCAGAUCGACGCGUGCUACAGCUCCUGGGUGGACUACGUGUUGGUGAAGGAGGACCCGGUCAGUGCCUUAGCUGAGCUGCAGGUCGUCCUGGAGAGGGUGCAGACGGAGCGUCAGUGGGUGCCUGUGUCCUGGGUCAGGAGCUAGAAUGGUUGAACUGCGCCACUAUGACCAAUUACACAAGACCCCUGCAGCUAUAGUGCCAGACUAAAUCUGCAGACCAUCUUCUCACCCAACACUGAAAUCUAAGGGUAGGGAAUUAAGAAAUAAAAACCCAUGUUCCAUCCAUUUGGG